This is a messenger RNA of Fonsecaea multimorphosa CBS 102226, 1182 nucleotides long. RefSeq lists its product as uncharacterized. The transcript has 4 exons. The record is from RefSeq and is a predicted model, not a curated record. Lineage: Eukaryota; Fungi; Ascomycota; Eurotiomycetes; Chaetothyriales; Herpotrichiellaceae. Bases 1 to 1182 code for a protein of 393 amino acids.
AUGGAUCCAAAAUGGUUUCCUCCUCCAGAUCGCCCCAUCCAACCUGGCGGUCCAAGCGUGAUCGGAGCCGGAGUCAUUGGCAUUACUACCUUGCUACUUCCACCAGGACAGCUUCGCAAGACGAUCCCCAUAUCUCUGAUCCCAUGGGUCAUGUUGAACCUGCGACGGCACACUAGCGGAAGACCUGAAGAGGACUAUCUAACUGCCGUCAAUGUCUCCCUGAUUUUGGUCCGAUGCAUCGACUUUGAAGUGUUGCAUAAUGCUGAGCAGGCAUUCCGCCGAGUAAAGUCGGAUGGUACAAUGGAGACCGCAGAGGACAUAGAAAAGAUGACCAUCUGGCAAAAAUGUCGCUGGGGUUUACACCUUUUCACAACAGCGCGUGGAAUUGGUUGGAAUUGGCGCGUCAAGAAUGUUGACGAAGUCCCCAGAGACAUCUCUCGCAGUCGAUUCGUCCUAGAGCAAGCUGUCAGAGCCUCAUACGCAUUCCUCUACAUGGAUGUCAACCAGUGGUGUACACGUUGGUCUGAUUGGGGAGAUGGGACCGCUCCUGACUUCGAUCUCUUCACCAUCCCACUCUGGCAACAGACUCUUCUUGGGUGGUCUUCUGCCUUCCAAAGUGGAUUUUCAAUGGCCUUCGGCUACUAUCUGGGAGCGGCGAUCGCUGUCGGUUCCGGACUCUAUACGCCCCAAUCGUGGCCUCCGAUGUUCGGCUCAUUCAUUAAAAAGGGCUACACUGUGAGGAAUAUAUGGGGUUGCUGUUGGCAUCAAUUUCUUCGUCGGAUAUUUGAGAGUGGAAACAAGCGUCUUCUACAACUGUCGAGAGUUAAAAGCGGGACUCUAGCCUCACGGUAUUUGCAGCUAUACAAUGCUUUCUUCAUGUCGGCUCUUAUUCAUCAUGCUGGUGCCCUCAAUUGUCCCUACUCUUGCCUCGGGUGGUGCCAAUUUUACUUCUUCAUGAUCCAGCCGUUUGCAAUCACGUUUGAAGACCUCGUCAUAUAUCUGGGCAAGAAGGCGGGCUUGAAGGACACAUGGAAAACUAGAGCUCUCGGGUAUGCUUGGGUUGUCUGUUUCCUGAGUUAUUCCCUUCGAUAUGCAGCCAAAGGCAUUCUGGCUGCUGGGUUGGGCGGUGUCAGACAUCCGGUUGUGGACAAAUUUAGCAUCAUGGACCGACUGUUUGGAUAG